Paramecium octaurelia is the source of this 1941-nucleotide messenger RNA. NCBI's taxonomy places the organism in Eukaryota, Ciliophora, Oligohymenophorea, Peniculida, Parameciidae. The record is from the annotation of a GenBank genome assembly.
UUCAUGAAUUUCAAAUGCGUUGUUGCCAUUAAAACUAAAACUAAUUGCAAAUGCAAUAUUAAAAUUAAUGAAAUCUCCAAACCAUUAGAGUUACCCUCUCAAGAAGCCCAAUUUUUUGACAUUUCGUAAUUAUACCAUCAUAACUUAAACCAAGUCAAAUUCCUGAUCACAUUCUACUCGACUUCGAAAACAUAGCUGUGCUUACCAUUCCAGUACCCAAAGAAUAGAACGACGAAAUUGAACUGACCGACACCUUCCAAUUAAAAGACUUGAAAGGCAAAUAUUACAUCCUGUUUCUACUCUCCAAAGACAUCAAAUUCGAAGCAAACCAAUCCCAUCAGAGUCCCCUGAGACAUUACCUAAAGUCCUACAAGACCAGAACCAAGGAGAGACAGCAAAAGGCCAAGACUCAAUAAUUAAUCAAUUAAUAGCCUAAUUCCACAAAAUAACAGAACUAAAAUGAACUCCUUAAACAACAAUACGAAACCGUCAAAGAAGAGAACAAACUCCUGAAAAUGAGAGAACGAAACGACUACUUGAAUGAAUUAGAAAUAAGUCAAGCCAAAAGAAAACAAUUGCAAUAAUUUAUCUCCUAAUUGUCCGAAGAUCUAACAAAUUAGAAUGAAUCACUGCAAGAAAAGCAUAUCCGAUUAUCCAAUGAAUUGAUUGAGUUGCAGUAGAGGUUCGAUGAUCUCCAAUCACUUUCCAUAGAACAACAAUUGAAAAUCGAAUAAAUGCAUGAAAUCAUCCAAGACAAAUAGUCCUCGGUAUCCCAUCUGCAAUCCUAGAUUGAAAAUCAAGAUCAAAAUAAAUAGAUGCUCCAACUCUAUGCCAAAUAGAAGAAGGAUCUCGAAUAAGUCUUACAGUAGGUUUCCAGUUAAUAUGAGAAGGAUUUGUUGGACAAACAAUAGCAAAUUCAGAGAUUGAAAAAUGAUGAAGUAGUUAUUUCAUUAUAAAAAUAGGUCAAUCUCCUGAAAGAGAAGGAGCAGAAAUUAGAAUUAGAGAAUGAACUCUUAAAAUAGAAAAUUUAAUCAUAAGAUGAAUAAUUAGAGGGAUUGAACAAUUACAUCAAUCAAUAAAAAGUCAAAUUGAGUUUGGUGGAGUAGAAAAACUGUUAGAACUAAAUAUUCGAGUAAUUGAAUAAUCAAUUAGAAAAAGAAAUAAUUAACAAGGAUAAAUAGAUUUAUAAAUUAUAAGAUGAUAUUUCACUUCUGUAAAGACAGAUAGGUUUCUAGCAAUUCCAUUAGAAUGAUGAAUACGAAAAAGAAAUCAGGUAAUUGAAAGAAUCAAUCGCAAAAUAGCUAUUACAAAUCAAUUCUUUGGAAAGCGAAAAUACUAAAUUAAAAACUGACAACCUAAAAAUUGCUGUGCUUCACCAAAAUUUAUAAUCUCUUAAGAUUUAAUAUUCAAUCCCUGAUUUUCCUGACUUAAAACCAAUUAAUUCAAAAGUAUCCUAAUUUCAAUCCCAAAUAGAAAACCAAAUUAAAGAGGUACGUUUGCUUUAUGUUAUAAAUUAGUUAAAUAAUUUAAGAUAAACCAUUUUUGACCUCAGUAAGAGACAUGAUGAAAAGGAGCUGCACAAUUCACAAUUGAAGACUAUGAUGACUCAAAUUGUUGAAUCCAAUUAAGCCUAUAUGCCAGCAAAGGGAGAUGACUUGGAUUAGCAAAUAGCUAAUUUUAUAAACAAUAGAGUGGAUAAAGAGAAAUACAUCCCCUUACUAAAAAGACAAUCUGACGGAGUCUAUUUAUAUGGACACAAAAGAAUAUUUAUCAAAUAGGAGUAGGGCAAGAUUUUGAUAAGAAGUGGAGGAGGUUAUUUAACUAUUGAAGAGUUCCUUGGGCUAAAUGAGAGUAAGAUGAAAGAUCUAACCACUGAUGUUAUUAAGAGACAAGCAAUACAAAAAAAGACUGAAAGAAUGAAAACGAUUACUUGAAUUAAGG